AUGUCGCACCACCGAUCGCGGUCCGCGUCGACCCCUUCUGAGGGUGAGAUCAUCGAGUCGGGCUCAGAGACGAAGGCAACUGCGUCACAAUCUCCUUUUCAUGAUACCAGAGUUGACCGUCCCCUCAGAGAUAGUGCCACCUCUGUACCACGCCGACAGAGCUCUUGGACCCGGUCGCGCUCGAGAUCUCGUUCUCCGUAUCGCAACAGUGGGAGCUACAAACGCAGACGCAACGACGAGUAUGAUGAUUACGAAGACCGCUCCAGCCGCUACGUACCCUCUCGGUAUAAUGGGUCGAGAUACGACCAUCGACACCACGAUUAUGAUCGUGGUGCUCCUCCCCGACGACCAAAGUCAUAUUACGAUUAUGACCGCGGCGAGAAUUACAGCGGCGGGUUGCAGUACACCGACGACUACGAAAGGCGAAGUGACAAGAGGCAGCGCACACGAAGCAAAUCACCGUAUCGCGAAGUGAGGAAGCCCAAGACUUACGAUGAACCUGUCUCGCAAACGAGUGGGAUCGGGGCUCGAGCAGAUGCCGAGAGGCGCAACCCGUCUUCCGAAAAGGUGAUGAAAGAACAUGGAAAGCCACCAACCGGUGUUCAGGAUUCUAAGUUUAGCGUUGUAACUCGCGAGGAUAAGACGCCGCAAAAUCCUCCCAUGCGCGCUCAUAUCGCAGAUGAGAUCAAAUCGCCUAUCGCGUCUGAGCCGGUGGAAGAUCCGGUCCUAGCUGAGCCAGUUGACGAAGCUGCGGCUUUAGAGGCUCGUCGGAAACGGCGUGAGGCCAUCCGUGCGAAAUACCGCAGCCAGGCCACGCCUUUGCAUCUCAAAGCCGUUCACGCUGACACCGAUACGGAUUCAUCUGCACCGGUGACACCAGCAGCCAGUACACAGGACAUGCCAGCCUCCCCGCAGGUUUCUUCAUAUCCGACACCCUCUAGUUAUGAGAAGCCCCGAGAUGCUACUCCAGAAUUUAGCAUUGGGAAGGAUACCGAUAUUACCCAUUCCAAUGCCACUGUAGACAGCAUUGAGAAAGACGAGCCUUCUGCUGCUGACUAUGAUCCAACCUUUGACAUGCAGCAAGACCGACAAAGGCAUGUCGGAGUUCAAAGCUCGAAGGACGAUAUGUCAUCCGCAGCGUACGACGAAACGAAACCCGCAAAGCAGGAUAUUCUGAUCCCCGAGUCCAUCCCCGAACAACCGCCCCCUCCGCCUCCAGCAAAGGCCAAAGAUCCCUAUGACAUGUUCGCUGAGGACGAUGAUGACGACAUGUUUGCUGAAGACCCGAAGGAUGGGCAACUUGCAGAUGCAUCAGCAACGGCUGGUCAACUGCCCCGCGAGCUAGAUGUCAGCAUGAUGGAUAACUGGGAUGACCCUGAAGGUUAUUACAAUGUGCGCCUUGGUGAGUUGAUCAACGGACGCUAUCAUGUCACGCAAACUCUUGGCAAGGGAAUGUUCUCAGCUGUCGUGCGGGCCAAGGACUCCAAGACCGAUAAAACGGUCGCGAUCAAAAUCAUUCGCCGAAAUGACACCAUGCGCAAGGCUGGUAUGAAGGAGAUCAAGAUUCUGGAGCAACUGCGCGAGGCCGAUCCGGAGGACAAGAAGCACGUUGUAAAAUUCGAGCGUUACUUCGAUCACAAGGGUCAUCUGUGCAUGGCCUUCGAGAACCUGAACUUGAACCUCCGUGAAGUUCUCAAGAAGUAUGGACGAGAUGUCGGUCUCAACCUCGGCGCCAUCCGCGCCUAUGCGCACCAGAUUUUCCUGGGGCUUGAUCUUCUGCGCAAGUGUAACAUCUUGCACGCGGAUUUGAAGCCUGACAAUCUUCUUGUCAACGAACAGCUCGGUUUCCUCAAGAUCUGCGAUCUUGGUUCUGCAUCACCUGCUUCUGAUGUCGAAAUCCUCCCGUACCUGGUCAGUCGUUUCUACCGUGCCCCGGAGAUCAUCCUCGGUAUUCCCUAUGACUACGCAAUCGAUGUCUGGUCCAUCGGCUGUACUCUUUUCGAGCUCUACACUGGCAAGAUCCUCUUCAGUGGCCGCAACAACAAUCAGAUGCUGCGUUCCAUCAUGGAGUGCCGUGGCAAGUAUCCGCCCAAGGUUCUGCGGCGAGGCACGCUCUCCCAUCUCUACUUCGACGAAAUGCUCAACUUCCACAGUACUGAGCAAGAUUCGAUCACCGGCCGUCUUGUUACCAAGAUUGUUGAUUACAAGAAACCCACUCGUGAUUUGAAGACCCGGCUCAUGGGCAAGGGUAUACGUGGGAUGUCCGAUACCGAGGUAAAGGAAUUGCAGCAGUUUGUGGAUUUUUUGGAUCGUUGUCUCACUCUGAAUCCUGAGAAACGGUGCACACCAGCUGAAGCGCUGAAGCAUCCAUUCAUAACGCGCAAAUAG
Messenger RNA from Penicillium argentinense, 2388 nucleotides. Its product is annotated as putative serine/threonine protein kinase (Prp4). Lineage: Eukaryota; Fungi; Ascomycota; Eurotiomycetes; Eurotiales; Aspergillaceae. Bases 1 to 2388 code for a protein of 795 amino acids. Gene Ontology annotation, molecular function: protein serine/threonine kinase activity; ATP binding. The transcript has 3 exons. The record is from RefSeq and is a predicted model, not a curated record. Gene Ontology annotation, biological process: peptidyl-serine phosphorylation; peptidyl-threonine phosphorylation; mRNA cis splicing, via spliceosome.